AUGUCUUUCACACGCUUCAGUGUGAACUCAGCGGCAAAGUUCCGCGGAAACUAUGGCGUUCAAUAUACUGGCUUGGCUCCAGUCCAAACAGCAAGAACUCAGAUGAUGGCUGGAGAGGGUGAAGCCGAAGCCGAAGGCGAGGGCGAGUCGGAGGAAGCAGCUGCUGUUCCAGCUGUUCCAGUGGUCCCAGUCGCCGACAAUUAUGAGGCAGCAACCAAUGCCGACGAUCUCAUCACCAAGGCUUUGGAGCAUGGGACACUCUCUGCUGCCCAGGCUAAGGCCAUCUUGGCUGCUGCAAAAGCUGCAGCUUCCGCCGAUGCGGCCAAGGUCGCAGCUGCGAAGAAGAUCGUGGAGGCUGCCAAAGAUGCUGAGGGCGAGGCUGCCAAGGCUGCCACAGAUGCCAAUGAGGCUGCGGCAUCAGCGGCAGCAAAGGUGGCUGCUGAUGAGAAGCAGCUCCGUGCAGACGAGGAUGCUGCUGGUCCCCCUGCUGCGAUCGCGCAGCAGAAGCAGGCUGCUCUCAACUCUGCCAACCAACGUCUUGCUGCUGCCAUGGCUUAUGCUGCAACACAGACCCGCAACAUGGAUCGUGCUCUGGCUGCCGAAACCGCUGCCAAGGAAGCUGAAUCUGCUAGGAUUGCUCUUGCGGAAGCCAAGGUGAAAGCCGACAACGCCGAAGUCGCUGCCCGCAACCUGGCCGACGUCAGCAGCUUCUCGGGAUCUUCCAGCGGAAGCAACACCAUUAGCUCAGGUGGCAAGACGCGCGACAGCUCUCUCGGCGAGAAGAUCGGCAUUGCCGUUUUCUUCCUCUUGUUGGCGGGCGCUCUUCUCUUCUGGUGGUUCCAGUAUGGCAGGGGAAGUGGAAGUGAAGGCCAGGGUAUGACUGAUGCCUCGCAGUCCAACUACGGAACAUACACUCAGGCACAGAGCUAUGGUAGAGAAGACACUUCGGUUUAA
Guillardia theta CCMP2712 is the source of this 954-nucleotide messenger RNA. RefSeq lists its product as hypothetical. Lineage: Eukaryota; Cryptophyceae; Pyrenomonadales; Geminigeraceae. The record is from RefSeq and is a predicted model, not a curated record. The transcript has 9 exons. The coding region runs from base 1 to 954 and encodes 317 amino acids.